AUGCAGAUGGACUCGGUGAAGGAUGAACCCUUCCCUGAAGUAAUCAUCAGUGAGGCCGAUCGGGGGGAGGUCAAAGCCUUACACAAUGAUCCCAUGGUAUUCAUUAUGAAAAUAGCCAACUUGAAGGUCGGACGAAUAUUGAUAGACACGGGUAGCGCGGCUGAUAUCAUCAGCCUGGCCGCCUUGAAGAAUCUAAGCUUCCCAGAGGAUGCUCUCCAGGACAUCACUCACUCGCUGGUCGGAUUUGGGGGGAAUGUCAUCCACCCAGUGGGGCGGAUAGACUUACCUGUCCGAUUCGGGCAAAAAGGGGAAGGAAGAGAUAUGGUUGUCCGCUUCUUGGUCGUGAAAGAAUUGACUGGAUAUAAUGUCAUACUCGGCCGUCCUACACUGAAUGCAGCAAAAGCAGUCAUUGUGCCUCACCUAAUGCUGCUAAAGUUUGAAAGGAAGGACGGGAAAAUAGGUACAAUCCAAGGAAGUCAGAAGAUGGCUAAGGAAUGCAAUCAGUUGGCGGUUAAGCCUACGGCGCGCGGACCAAAAACGUCCGUGCCAAAAGAAGAAGGAACCUCACUCCCAACACACCAGGUCGGUCAGAAGCGUAAGGCGACCAAGAUAGAGCAAGCAUAG
Chenopodium quinoa (quinoa) is the source of this 624-nucleotide messenger RNA. RefSeq lists its product as uncharacterized. The coding region runs from base 1 to 624 and encodes 207 amino acids. NCBI's taxonomy places the organism in Eukaryota, Viridiplantae, Streptophyta, Magnoliopsida, Caryophyllales, Amaranthaceae. The transcript has a single exon. The record is from RefSeq and is a predicted model, not a curated record.